UAAUCGUAAUCAACACAUGUGUUGGACUCGCGUCAACUGUUUGUUUGUUUUGUUUUUAAAUUAACAAUUUCUAAACGUAUUAAUUAAGAAAUUAUAGUUGUGGGCUUAUAUACCGUGCUAAACGUAUGUGCGUAUCAAGUACUUAAUUGAACAAAGUGUGACUUGCAAUUGUUUGCAACUAGACAGAUACCAGAUACCAGACCAGGUUCACAAAAAUGAUGCACUAUCGCAAGGCGGAGAAUGUGGAGCAGGAGCUGAGCAAAAGUGAUUUACCCUUUGAGAAUUGCCUGCCAAAGGACCACAAUUAUUUUCUAUGGAUGCAUGUUAAGGGCGGCACCAAACUUAGCAAUGUCGUUGAUUAUGCAAAAUCGGCGCUGGACAAAGGAGAAUAUCGUAGUCUGGUGUGGAGUGGUUCCGGUGGCGGCGUUAUCAAGACCAUAUCCUGCGCUGAGGUUAUGAAACGCAGUUAUCCACUUUACCAGCUUACACGCAUGGCUUACACCAGCGUUGAGGAGCAUUGGAAGCCACAAAUGGAUGGCCUGGAGGAGAUAAUUGCCACACGUCAAAUACCCACUCUACACAUUCUCAUGAGUCUGGACGCGCUGCCCGAUAACAUUGAAGGAGUGCAAAAUCCUAAUACAACCAGUGAUUACUGGCAGCACGAUGAGACAAAGGGAAGCAGAUCGAGAGGAACUCCAGGACGCACAAAUAAACGGCCAAGAACUGAGCGCAAUAAUAAGCCACCAAAUCAGCAACAACAACAACAACAAAUGCGACAUCAACAACAAAAGGAAAAUCAACUGAAACCUGACAUUGACAACGGGCACGUGUAAUUACAGUUUUUCAAACUGAUCUAAUCAGCAAAAAAAUGAUCACACAAACUACGUUUUAAUAUUGUCUUAUAAAAGCUAACGCUUAUGAUAAGAAUCAAAUGUUGGUUGCUCUACAACAAUUUGGCUAUAGACGCAAUGCCUAGAUAUUAUUAAAAGAUCAGUUGCAUUAGAGUUGUAACUACAGAAAAAUC
Messenger RNA from Drosophila innubila, 1024 nucleotides. It is a transcript of the gene Rpp25, whose product is annotated as ribonuclease P protein subunit p25-like protein. Lineage: Eukaryota; Metazoa; Arthropoda; Insecta; Diptera; Drosophilidae. Gene Ontology annotation, cellular component: ribonuclease MRP complex. Gene Ontology annotation, biological process: tRNA 5'-leader removal. The transcript is spliced from 5 exons. The record is from RefSeq and is a predicted model, not a curated record. Gene Ontology annotation, molecular function: RNA binding. The coding region runs from base 216 to 833 and encodes 205 amino acids.